AUGACUUCUCCUGCAAAGUUUGCUCCAUUGAAAAAUGAUUUGAUAUUAAGAGCAGCCAGAGGAGAGACCGUUGAGCGUCCACCUUGCUGGAUUAUGCGUCAGGCUGGAAGAUAUCUUCCAGAAUACCAUAAAGUGAAGGAUGGUCGUGAUUUCUUUGAGACUUGCCGUGACGCAGAAAUUGCCUCUGAGAUUACUCUUCAGCCCGUUAGACGGUACGAAGGGUUGCUGGACGCUGCAAUUAUAUUUAGUGAUAUUCUGGUCAUACCACAAGCAAUGGGCAUGAAAGUAGAAAUGAUAGAGGGCAAAGGACCCCAUUUCCCAGAACCGCUGAGAACUAAAGAAGAUUUACAAAAAGUUUUGAGCUAUGAAGUGGAUGUUAUCAAAGAGCUGGACUGGGCAUUCAAGGCGAUCACAUUAACAAGAACAAAGCUGAAUGGCCAGGUCCCAUUAUUUGGCUUCUGUGGAGGUCCCUGGACGCUACUGGUUUAUAUGACUGAAGGUGGUGGCUCUCGUUUAUUUAGGUUUGCAAAAGAGUGGAUCAAUAAGUUUCCUGAACUUUCCCAGCAGUUGUUACAGAGAAUUACUGACGUUGCAAUUGAGUUCUUGUCACAGCAGGUUGUCGCGGGAGCGCAGAUUUUGCAGGUAUUUGAAAGCUGGGGUGGUGAGCUUUCAUAUGAAGAUUUCAAGGAAUUCUCAUUGCCGUAUUUGAAACAAAUUUCCGAGAAAGUUCCCAGGAGGCUAUUAGAAUUGGGCGUCAAAGAGGAUAUUCCAAUAAUAAUCUUUGCGAAAGGCUCUUGGUACGCACUUGACGAGCUUUGCAAUGCGGGCUACAAUGUUGUUUCUCUGGAUUGGCUAUGGGACCCAAGAGAAGCGUCUAAGAUAAACAAUAAUAGAGUGACUUUGCAAGGUAAUAUAGAUCCUGGUGUAAUGUAUGGUUCCAAUGAAAUCAUAACUCGCAAGGUCCAGAAGAUGAUUGAAGGAUUUGGAGGUGGAAAAAAAAAUUAUAUUGUCAAUUUUGGGCAUGGGACUCAUCCAUUCAUGGACACAGAAAAAAUUAGAUUCUUUUUAGAAGAAUGUCAUAGAAUUGGUUCUGCUAAAUAA
Zygotorulaspora mrakii is the source of this 1101-nucleotide messenger RNA. RefSeq names its product uroporphyrinogen decarboxylase HEM12 (gene HEM12). Bases 1 to 1101 code for a protein of 366 amino acids. Gene Ontology annotation, molecular function: uroporphyrinogen decarboxylase activity. The record is from RefSeq and is a predicted model, not a curated record. The transcript has a single exon. Gene Ontology annotation, biological process: heme biosynthetic process. Lineage: Eukaryota; Fungi; Ascomycota; Saccharomycetes; Saccharomycetales; Saccharomycetaceae. Gene Ontology annotation, cellular component: cytosol.